GAACAGGAACAAGAAGAAGACACAGGAAGCUCUGUUCAAUCGGAGGACAGUGAUAGUGAGGAUGAAGAUCUGAGCGAUACUGUUUUGCCUCAAAUGCCGAAAUCGGGAACGCGAAAAAAGCCAGCCCGUUCGAGGGGUGAUGGCAAUGAAGAAGAGAAGCACGAAGUGGAGCAAAUGGCGCCUGGCACUUCUGGCAGAAUGCCAACUCGUCGAAGUACGAGAUCAAUCGUGUUGUCGCAAAAUAGCGUGAACAAAACUCCGCAAAAAAAGGACGCGAAGCAGCUUGUAGCAUCUUCGCCAAAGCAGCAGCAGCUUCGAAGGUCAUUACGCUGCUCGGCGCCAUCAACAGUACUUCCACCUUCGGCCAGCACAGAUGCUCCUCGAACACGCUCUGCGCGUGUCAAUUCACGUGAAUGUCAAACCACAUCGGAUCGACAGAGCCGAGAAAUGAGCUCACUUGAUGUGGGCACUUCCUCCACUGCGGAAACGGCUGAAAAAUCGAUUGCGGAUAUCGUUUUGGAUAAAAGUGUCAUUGAACGUUACUGUAAACGUAUGGAAGCGGUUCGUCGUUCGGCACGAAAAAGCGAUAAAAAUGAAAUUUUCUAUGGUCGUUGCACAUCUCGUCGCAACCUGUUCGAUGAUGAUAGCUCCGAAGAGGGUUCUGUAAGAGUGGCAACACGUUCAGCCUCAUGCAUCCAGAAGAAUCGCAGUGGUCGCUCGGUGAAGACCAAUCGCGUAUACAUGGCGCAUGCAUUGCUGAACGUCUACAACACCGAUCCACUGAAUCCACCAAAACCACCAAAAGAAGGUCCAUUCAAAUUGCACCGCCUCAUCCGUCAAGCAUCAAAAUCGGACAAAAAACGAAUAAGCAAAUUCAGGCUUCGAAUUGCUCGCGAAAAGACAGGACUGGCUUCGACGACCAUUCCAUCGGAAGCCUCUGGAACGGCGAGCUCAUCCCAGAGCAUCCAAACAAAGUCUGAAAGCCCGGAAAUACAGCUCUCAAACGGAAGUGAGAAGCCCGUAAAAUUAGCCAAAGAGUUGUCGGACAAGAGCAGUAAUUUAUCUUCCUAUUCAAGAGAUUCAUCGGCAGAUAUUUUCAAGGAGCCAAGCUUCAAAAAGCCAUUCAGAAAAACGAGCAAAGUAAUGAAAAGUGCGGACACUGGAUCUGAAAUCCCUAGUGAUUUAGUAAAGGGAGGUUCAGGUGAUGCUAAAAGAGAAAUAUCGUUGGAAAGCGAAACAACAUCAUCUGAAUCAUCGAAAGUAGCUGGUGAUGUUAAUGGCGAUGUAGAAGGAGUAGCGAAAAUUGAAAGUCUGAAUGGGAAAAAUUCGAGUGAAGAAUUGCAGCAAAGCUCAAACGGAGAUAUAAUAAAAACAGAUGGAACGCAGUCUUCGCACAGUUUAGAUUCGGCUUCUGAAAAAUCAAGUGGAACAAGUAGCCCAAAAAGAAAGAAAGCUCGAAUGGGCUCUGGGAAACGAGAAGCCAGUUUGACAAGCUCAGCCGAAGACUCGACAAAAAUGAUCGAAAAAACAGAUGAGCAAAUGGAUUGUACGUGA
This is a messenger RNA of Gongylonema pulchrum, 1554 nucleotides long. The record is from the annotation of a GenBank genome assembly. NCBI's taxonomy places the organism in Eukaryota, Metazoa, Nematoda, Chromadorea, Rhabditida, Gongylonematidae.